Messenger RNA from Ciona intestinalis (vase tunicate), 3953 nucleotides. The record is from RefSeq and is a predicted model, not a curated record. Lineage: Eukaryota; Metazoa; Chordata; Ascidiacea; Phlebobranchia; Cionidae.
AAGCAAAACUGAUACAAGAAACGAAGACGUAGUCGUAAUGUCUCUGUCUUAAAUUAAACAUUGUUUAUUCGUUUAUAAAACAGAAUGGUUAAGGUCUCAAGCUACAACUUUGUAAUAUCAGAUGCCGGUAACAAUAUUGUGUAAGUAAUAUAAUAUGGAGUUCGGUUCAAGUCACGUCUACGCUGGCUGCGACGACGUUUAUUAUUCAAGCGUUCCAAGAGACAACUCUAUAAACGGCAAGAAAAAUAUAAAAGGACCACCACUGUUGGAUUCCGUUUAUGAAUCAGUUGAUGAAAAAGUGAAAGAAAAACCAAAUCCAGUUUAUGAUGAUGUACCACUUGAAGGAGCCAAAAGUUACGCAAUUUAUGACGAAGUUGCCACUGACAAGGCGGUUGACAAGACACCAGUUCUGAAUGUUACGACCCCUAUUGGUCCAAUUACAACACAAGUGCCAUUCACCGCAAUAAAGCUACCACCCCCUCCUGCAGUAAACAGACGUAACUCGAACCGGUCGAAACCAGUUGAACUCUCCCAUACAAACCCUUUUUAUAAUGCAGUCAAUGAAACCAAUUCUUUAAAUGACUUGGAACCUGUUGAAAAAAUGGACAAAAAUAAAUUGGACGAAGUAUUUAUGCCGCCUAUCCCUGCAAGAGCAACAAAUAACAUUUAUAUUCAACAAGAAGAUUUUAUACAAGGAGGAAAUAAGACAGCAGAAACGCCGCAGUUAUAUCCUGACUUGGAGCAAAUGAUUGAUCCUUCAAGUCUCUCUAUUUCUCCACCAAGGACACCAACAGCACCCAGCCUUUCAGCAGUGAAUUCACUACGUCGUGUAGAACCCUCUGCGCCAAGCCUGACAGCGAGCAUGAGGAGUAGAUCUGAGACUGCAUGGGAUGCAAUAGUUGAGCCACACCAAACACCGUCUGCACCAGAAGAUACCUACGCAAGUGCAGACACUAACAUUGUUUCAAUCAAGUUAGGAAUAGUAGGACAAAGGAAUAACACAUUCUUUCAGCCUGCCCCUCCUACAAUGUGUUCUGCAUGCGGUGCAGUGACUGCCGCAGACUCUCGAAUGGUUUGGAGUUGUAAAUUUUGCGAACAUGAGAAUAAAAUUGUCAGCGGGAAUUCAGCGCCCUUGAUUCCCUCUGUAUCUCACGGCGAUGUGACUUACCUUGUUCAGCCAAGCGUAACUCGUAACCAAGACAACAAUGACCCCAUGCUCAUAUUUUGCAUCGACGUAUCAGGAAGCAUGUGCGUUUCCUCGCAGGUGAAGUCAGGCAAUGGAAAUGUUUUUGUUACUCGGCUGCAGGGUGUCCAGCAAGCUAUAGUUGACCAAAUAAACAAAAUUGAGGUUACCAGACCAAACACAAGGAUUGGACUUGUCACUUUUAGUAGUUUGGUUAAUGGAAUAGGAGAUGGGUCACCAGAACAGGAAAUCCUUUUAAGUGAUUUUCAACUUUACGAUUUUGAUUUUAUAUUUUCCACGGGCAAAACAGCACCGAUACCAGGCACAAUAUCAAACACAAGAGUUCAACUAAGCAGGGCCCUUAAUAGUUUGAAUACCAGUGGUGGCACUGCACUUGGUCCAGCACUUCUGUAUUCUGUUGCACUUGCUUCUCAAAGACCAGGCUCUCAGGUUAUAGUAUGCACAGAUGGGAGAGCCAACAUGGGUAUUGGAAGUUUAGAAACUGAAGAUGAUUAUCAGAUUUGUCAUCAUUUUUAUGACUCAACCACUGAAAUGGCAUUAAGUAAUGGUGUGAUAGUGUCCAUGAUGAGCAUUGUAGGAACAGACUGCAGACUUGUUGAGCUGGGGAGAGUGGCAAGUAAAACUGCUGGCAAGGUGAGUAUUGUGGAUUUGGAAAAUAUUUCAAAGACAUUUGAAGAUAUUUUAUCGGAGUCUGUUCUCGCAACGCAAGUCUCUGUUCAACUAAGCACUCAUAAACAACUAUUCCUAGCGAACACCAAAGAAUCGACAGGAAGCAAAAUUGAACAAUUUGUUGGAAACAUUACUGACCAAUCCGAGAUCACGUUCAGAUAUGGAAUAAAUAAAGAAGAACUAGGGCCAGCCACACCCCCUAAAGUAGCCCCCUUCCAACUUCGGAUAACUUAUCGCUCUCUAACUGGACAUCAAUGCAUGAGAGUAUUGACACAAGAUCGGCCAGUUACUGAGGACAGAGUGUUGGCAGAAAUGGAAAUGAACCCAGCUGUUAUUGGUACAUAUGCUGCACAGUCUGCAGCAGCUUUAGCAUUAGAAGGAGAGGUGGAUGAAGCAAGAGUACUUUCAUUGGCGCAUAAGGAACUUGUGGGCCGUGGAAUGACAUUGAGAAAUAAAGCUGGGGCUUCUGUGAUUAAAACUGAGCAAAUUUACGAAUCUGUUCAAAAACAAAUGGACAACAUAAAUACAACUUUGGGAAAAGUAGAAACAGAGUCUGUAUCAUCGCAUGACUCAGCAGAGGAGUCACGGCCAUGUCCAUUAGAUGAAGUUUACGAAAGCCUCCCCAACCAACCCACAACCUUACAAACCGAUCGACCCCCUGCCCUACCACCACGUUUGUAUCAAACUGGAAGAUCUAAAUCAACAACUAGCAUCACUAAUAUGUUAUCCAAGCUACCGAACAUACCAAAAGCCAUCAAACCAAAAAAGAAAAAGAAAGCAGCUGCCCGAGAAUACAAAGAUGACGUCGCUCAGAAAAUGUUUUCUUUUUCAAAAAUUACGAGCAAAGUUUUUCAACCUGCAGCAUUUUCCUAAUUUAUUCUUAAAACUUAACAUAAUUAUACAGCAAAGUUUUUCACAAUCUUGUAUUGUUAUUAAUAGGAGACACCUAUUCUGUCUAAAGCUUAAGUUUUAAUCUAUACAAUAUGUUUUACAGUAAUUUAACAGUCCUUUUAUGUAAAUACCAGGUUUUAAAUAUUUUUUGGCUAGUUUUUAGUUAGCCGAAAUAGCAACACAACUUUUUGGGUACAUGCUGUAAUUGGGCAUCUUUUCUGCCAAAACAAUUUUGUCUUUUUCAAAUGUGAUAAUUUAUUUUCUUACUUGUUAAAAUACUAAAAUAGUAACCAAAAGUUCAUUUCUUGUUCGUAAUUUUAAUGUAAAAUUUUUUGUAUUUCUUCAAAAUGUAUGAAAACUUGAAAAAAAUAAUUUUUGUUUAAAUUUUUUGAGCUGUUUUUUGUACAUUUUGUUCUUUGGAAUAAAUAAUUUUAUCUCCUUUCUCUUCAAGCCUUACCACUGCAAAUAUUCAAUAAUUUUUCUCCCAUAACAUUGUGUUCUUUGUUACUUAUUCUGUACUGUUUUCGUAAAAUCAACACAAAGAUCCAGUUGUCGUUGCAUUUUUAUCCCAAUAUAUUACGGUACAUUAAGUUUCUGAACUUUACCAUAUUAACCUAAACUGCUGUUCCUUACUUUAACCACAAUUCGCCUGUAUAACGAUACACAAAGCCACCAAAUGAAAUUUUGCACACCAGUUUUAAAACAACAUUUAUGUUACUAAAUCGCUCACACAAUAGAAUUCCAAUUGUAUUUAUUUAAAAUAUAAUUUUGCACCUACUUUUGCCUUACCAAACAAAGCCCUACAACUGUUUAUUAUUCUUGCGUAAAUGUUAUCCUUGAGCCACUUCAAAAUAACUACAUUAUGCGAGUAGGCAUAUAUUUUACAAUUUUGGUGAUGUACCCUUUAACUGCAAUUUUUCUUCAAACGUUCUUCAAAUUUUGGGCAAUCGUUUUUUAAUAAGUUUACGUUUUUAAUCAAAUUUAGAUCACAAAUUAUUUUAAAAACAACCUUUUUUAUUGUUUAAACUUUAAGGGUAUUUUUAUGAGCCAUUUAUACAAUUGAUAAAAUAUGCUGUUUCUGUGCAUCUUAUAACUGUUUUAUAAACGACGCAGCUUAAUUUUUACUAGCUACAAUAUUAAUAUUUAAUUAUACGGCACUAAUAAAGCAAAACAAAAACCGCUAGAAUAA